Messenger RNA from Botrytis porri, 6528 nucleotides. RefSeq lists its product as uncharacterized. Gene Ontology annotation, molecular function: protein binding. The transcript has a single exon. Lineage: Eukaryota; Fungi; Ascomycota; Leotiomycetes; Helotiales; Sclerotiniaceae. The record is from RefSeq and is a predicted model, not a curated record. The coding region runs from base 1 to 6528 and encodes 2175 amino acids.
AUGGACCAGGCCUGGUUAGAUUCUCUCUCCGAAGACUGGGUAUCUCAACCUCGAUCAGAAUCUCCACCUCGAUCAGAAUCACCAGAGCCCGAACUCCCAUCUCUCACCAAUGGCACAUCUGAUUCUUCAAAUUCCCGUCCAACAACUGCUCCGCCUAGUCGCAUACCGAAGUUUGAUGCAGAGACGAAAUCUUGGUCGAAUCCACCGGAUAGUAAUCCAUUGAGCGAAAGGAGUCGGAACGAGAAUAACAUUCCCUUAUCCCAGCGAAACCAUCAGCCAUCAAAACUACGAAGUGAGAUACCGCAGAGCCCAAGGAGCGGGAAAGUCUCUCGUCCUUUGUCGGCUUGUAGCACACACACAACAGAAUACAAUACAAUACAGCACAACAAAUCUCUCAGCGCAUCGCCCAAGAAGAGCUCAAAAGAUACACCGGAAUGGAAAAGGAGGCUGCUCCGAGGGGAUGUCGGAUAUGGCGAACAGCGCGAUCUAUUUAGCGCCGCCGGUCUCGAGACGAUAUUUCAACCACCGCCUGCCGAACCUUUAAUAAAGAAGCCACCCACCUUUGGAGAAAGUAGUAUCAUGCCAUCCAGUCCCCCCCUCUAUCGCACAAGAUUGGAGCCUCCACGAUUUGACGACAGCGAGUUAUCAUCUGAGGAUUCUGUGCAAGGAGAUGGGAAUGUUCUACGGGGCAUGAGAUAUAAGGUGACGGAAGAUUUUGGCAGUGAAUUUUCUACAAACGAUUUGAGUCGAGGAAGCGAUUUCAGGCCCACGGUAUUGAAUACUCUGAGCCCCGUCAAGGAACACUUUUCUCCUUCCGACUCUGUUUUUAACAACGACAAACUCGGCACCAAAAAAGAAAAUCUCGACGUAGGGCGAACUAUAAGCGGGCAAAGUGACAAGAAUAAUGAGUUCCUCUCGCCGAUAUACUUAAAACCACAGAGCACCUUGCCUGACAAGGCAGUUGUUUCACCGAUGGAUAUAUCACCUACUGAACUCCAAGAACGUCUAGAAAAGCUUCGCGCCGACGACUCAGAUGCUGAUGAAAUAGAAGACCUCCAAAGCGCUUCCCGGCCUAUCACUGGGGAUACGGAUGAUUUUAAACACAACGGACAAUUUGUCAAUGCUCGAAGAGGCGGUCAUUCUGAAGAAGGUUCUUUCCAAAAACGAAUGCUGAGUCCUUCUUCCCUCCCACAAAUCGAUGAAUCAGCCUUAUCAGUUGAUGAUUCUCGACACGAUACCCCUGAGAAGCAACUCCCGAAGAUACGAAAAACAAGAGCCUCCAAUGAGCUUCUAGAGCCACCUGUAAACCUACAAUCUCCUCCCAUCGCGCCAAUGCCGCAUCCCAGCCCAGUCAAAUCCCCCGUCAAGAGCAAUUCCGGUAGUCCAUUGAAAUUGUUUGGUACUCAUGAUACGUUUACAAGUCAAAAGCUUCUACGUAGACUCAGUCAAUACGAGGAGGAUCGGGGAAGUGAGCUCGAACCAGAUGUGCCACCAAAUACUGCUCAUGAGGCCAAUCAUCCCCAUAUCGACAAUGCAGAUGAUAGCCGGCCUGUAUCGGAAAGUAGCUAUUUCCCAAAAGAGCGUAAGACAAGGAGAUACAGUAGUUUUGGCGUUGGCGACUUGGAUACUUAUCGGUUCAGCGAGGAUGCCUCUUUUGAAUCGAAUGGAUCUAUCUUACACAACGAUGAUGAAGAAAAGCUCGAUCUCCCUGUCCUCGAUCCGAAGUCACAAACAAGAUUUAGUUUUCGACUAGCUUGUUCACCAGGCGUUAAGGAAGGUGAAGAAAGACGAAAUAGUGGCAAAUACAGAACUGCCAGCAAUAGUACCAGCAGGCACCGCAGCUUGAACGUUAGAAAGAGAUCUAGCACUGGCUCUACAUCGCCAUCUACAGUCUUGCCCUCGUUUCAAAUCAACGAAAACCUCAAGACACCCAGGAGAUCGAAUGGUGAGGCGGAAGGAAAACGACUUAUGAGAUCCCCAGCGAAAGAUUCAACGCCAAAGAGACGUCGGACACUGCACAGAGCGGACAUUUCUCUUCCACUACAACCUGAAGAACCACUGGUCUUACUUCCUGGUCCUUCGCGUCCAUCCACACAGCCAGCUAUGGGUAAAACACGCCAAUACAAUGAGCGAAACGUUCAAGCUGCUGAUCCGAAGAUACUUGCAAUGCGACAACUACUUCGCCCUCGGACUCCCACUCCUAGUCAGCGUAAUAGUCAAGAGCACGAAGAAGCCCCCUUUGCUGAGUCAGGCCUCACAUCGGACGAACGUGCAAGGCUAUUGCAAGAGCAAAAGAUUGCUAUGGUACAAGCUGAGCUUGAUCUGGCCAACCCAGAUAGGCCUCUUAGCUCCAGUCAGCAAUCUCAGGAGAGUCGAAAACCCUCUGUAACUACCCAGGACUUUCUAGACGAGGCGAAGAAGAUUAUGGCAGGCAUUCGCGGUAGAGCAAGACCUCGUAGUGGUCUUACUAGCGUAGAAGAGUCGGAGUCCGAAAAUGAUCGUGCUCCAUCAAACAAUGCAGCAGAUGACGAGUUGGAAGAUUCGUACCAGGAAUCAACUCAGGAGCUGUUUGAAAGGCCACCAAGUCGCGAAGGUGCCCCAGUAUCAAGAACGCCGACAACUCAAGACCCAGAGCUUUUAAAUCACUUACGCAAAUACGAGGAGAACAGUGAAAUGGAUGGCAUCAUUGCUUCAUCCAUAAAGUCUAUGGCUAUGGCAAAAGAAGUUGUCAGAAAUGCGAGGGAAGUUGACAGAAUGGCAGACGAAACAAUCUCAAGAUCACUUGGUCACUUCUUAGAUCCUAUCAAUGCAGUUCAGAGCGAACCUGCCAAUAUCCGUAUAUCUAACAACCCAGAUAUUCAGCGAAAACGUAAACACUCUGGCUCUUCGCGACAACUGGACGAAGAAUAUGAUGACCUUGAUUUUUUCACACAAGGUUCGAACAAUUCCAUACCCACAACGUCAUCCAGAGGUUCGGACUCGAGGCGUGUAAUUGCUCCACAUACAGUAUCUCAUCUGAUACCAGAACAACUUGCUGGCAUGGUUUUUGAUCGAGAUCGGAAUAUCUGGGUAAAGAGGAAAUCUACUAGAGAAAAUGAUGGGCAAGAUUCCCCUAUUUCCGAAGGAAGUGAAGAAGAUCCUUUUGAAGACAUUCCUGAUUUGUCAUUUGAUGAAACACAAGAGCUCAUGAGGCUAAGGGCUGUUGCUGCCAAACAAAAGGAAGACGCACGAUUACGCUUGGCCGAAUAUCUCGACAACGAAGGACAGCACGGUGCCUUGAGUGGCCAAUUCUCGCCUCAAAAGACUUCGAAUAUGAGCGUUCCGCAGGUGGAUAACAGACCCCGGUCAGCACCGUCAGAGCCCAUCCAAAGUGCCGUAGAUAGUCCUGUCCCAGAGAUAAAGGUUCGAUCCGUCUCUGUAGGUGAAGAUAGCAUCCUACAUCCAAAAAAGACCCGGCACGGGGAUGUAAACAAGUCUGCUUUUGGAAGUCAUAGCUCAACUGAGGGCAAAGCCCCAGAAGAGAGUAGGAGACUGGCCGAAGACGAUGCUUUCAUUCAACCAGAUAGAGACCUGAGUACCACAACUCCAAAACGUCAAAGGAAUGUUACAAUCACUUUCUCGUCUCCUAUUGCGGAGCUUAUCGAGCCGCCUACUUACCAUGAUGAUGAUAGCUCAGCGAAGGGGGGAGCUUACCAAUCCGAUGAUGACAGUGUCAACGAAUCGGAUAGCGAUGAUGGCGGGAGUAUUCGAGUUAGAAAGGGAAAAUCUAGACAAGGUAGCGGAAAUCAUGGAUAUAGAAACAACUCUCGUAGGCUAUCGGUAGGAGGGCAACAAUUCUUGCCGCGUCCAGUAUCACGAAUUGAUGAGCAGGACGAAGAGUCUUUCAACAAAGAAAGAGGUGGCAGGAAUAAAUCUGGAAACAAUCUCCUCCCAACACCAUCUAUCUCGCCAAGAAGGGUUAAUAGUGUAGUGCUCGCUACACCGCGGCCCAUUCACGAAAUCGGGACUCUUGAACUUACUCCACUCUCGGAAUUCACGAUGCAUCAAGCAGACGAAUCUUAUGGGAUGGACGUGAGCUAUGUGGCAAACGGGCAACAGCAUAAUGCAGGGCCUUCUUCAAAGACAACACUUUCUCAUUCGAUCAAGGAAAUGGUUGAAAAAUUGACCGAGAUAGAACCAUACGAGCCAUACUGGGAGCAUAUGAAGAGCGCCAAUCUGCAUAGGAGGAAACUGACAAACUUGCAUAAACUGGACGAGUUUUGUGAGCACUUGGAGGAACUGAAAGUUUCCAAGAACGAAAUUAGUCAACUGAACGGUGUUCCCUCGUCACUUCGCACGCUCAUUAUUAACCAUAACCGCCUUUCUGAUCUUACAUCUUGGGGCCAUUUGUGGAAUCUUCAGGAAGUCGAUGUCUCCAACAAUGAGAUUGAAAGCCUCUCCUGCUUCAAAAACUUAGUGCACCUAAGAAGCUUACAGGCAAACAACAACCAAAUCACUUCGCUACAUGGUAUUGGAACUCUAGAUGGCUUGAUUACACUUAGACUUCGAGGCAAUCCGAUUGAGACACUGAACUUCGAAGGAACAAACCUCAAACACUUAGAACAUCUAGACCUUAGAGGUUGUCAAAUUUCAGAAGUCAAGAAUAUCGGGCAUUUGCCGAAAUUGUCGAGCCUUGAUUUGGAGAACAAUAAAUUGGUCAGUUUCAUGACAUCAGACGAUACAUGCUCGGCUAGAGAAGUCAGGUUGAGCUUCAACAACCUUGAAUCUUUCAAUGCGAAUCUCACACCCGAGAUUCGCAUUCUCUAUCUGGAUUCCAAUCGAAUCAAGACAAUCACCGGCCUCCUCCACAAAAGAAAUCUUUAUAGUCUCUCAGUGCGUGAACAGCAAUCUGGUACGGUUCUGGACAAAUCGUUUCUCCGUGAGGCUUUCGAAGUGAGAAAGUUGUUCCUGUCCGGUAAUCACUUGGGAACCUUCGAUCCUGGUGUCGAAUAUCUCAAUUUGCAAUAUCUUGAACUUGCAAACUGUGGUAUUACUUCUCUACCAGAUGAUUUUGGUCUUAUGGUGGCAAAUGUAAGAGUUCUAAAUCUCAACUUUAACGGGCUGCAAGAGUUUCAAAGUCUGCUUGGUAUUGUCCGUCUCAAGAAAUUGCUCCUUGCCGGAAACCGUUUGUCUAAAGUAGAGAGACUUACAAGAACCUUGAGAGCGUUUCCUCAUCUAACUACUGUCGAUAUGAGAAACAAUCAUGUUAAUCAUAACUUCUACCCAAUAGCAUUGGAAAGAUGUUUGAUCAAAGAUGGCGGGCUCGAGAGAAAUGACCUGGAUGUUAUUGAUCCAUAUUCUCUUGGCAAUGCAGAUCCAGUAAGAGAUGCUCAUUACAUCUCAUGUUCGGAUAUGGCAACAAGAUUGAUGCGACGUGUAUAUGAAAUGCUCGUAUUUGGAAAGAAAGGCGACAAUCCGAAACUACAGAAGUUGGAUGGUCUUCCAAUCAAUAGAGAGGUCUCAAAAAUUCGAGACGACGUUUGGGAUAAGCUUCUUGAAAUGGGUUAUAUAAAGUCAUCGGGAAAAUCCAAAGGGAAGACAAAUGGUGGUCCAACCGAGGAUGAGAAAACAGAAGAGAGCUUGUUAGGAGGAGAUUUUCAUCAGCAUACCCCCAAUAAAAGUUCAUUGGAUGAGAUAGCUAAGAAGACGGAAGGGUCCCAACAUCACCGAUCCGAUAGUAUUGACGCUGGGCAAAGAGUUCAAGGCCCACAUGAUACGAAAUGUAAUUUCGAAAACAUCGAAAAGAAGGUCGAAAAGCCACCUGCUGGCAGUUUUGGCAAGAAGGUCGUGGAGCCUAAAGUUGAUGUAAAUCCGAUUAUUCGAAAGAGCUCUACACAAAAAUCAACAGGGUAUGAUAUUGCGCAAGAGAGUACCGGAAAUCAUUCCCAAGGUGGGCAAGCAUUUAAUACUUACAAACCCAAGGCACAAGUUCCGCUGGACCUCAAUUCCCGGGGGAGUAGAAAUGUUGAAGCACCUGAAGUCGACUCGGCAUCAGGACCAUCCACAAGGAAGAAGAAUGAAAUAACACGCAACAUAGAGAAAAUUAUCGCUGAGAGUCAAGCUACUGUUGCAAAACACAGGGCCUUAGUAAGACGUAUGGAUGAGGAGGUUGGAGAAAGCGUGUCCGAACCGAAGCGGAUAGAAACCAAUAGACCUAAGGCUGGAUUUCCACCUCCAGUAAUUCCACUCGCCAAUCAGGCUAUUUACCAGCAACAACCAUCACAAAAUUUUGGAGCUAGCCCCCCAACAGCUGCUCAAUUAAAAAAGGAGCUGGAGGAGAUGUUGCAGUCAUUCGAGCGUGAGACAAAGUCGAAAGAGGCCAAACUGUUGAAUCGAAAUCGAUUUGACCAUGGGUCUUCCAUUCGACAGAGCAGCCGAAGCAAGCCAGCUAGCAAGAGUGGCGCUAAGAAGGUUGAAUUCGCUGAAGGGAGUAAGGAGGCUAAUGCAAGCAAAGAACCCCGCUGGCCAGCUGAGGAUAGCUUCGCUUGA